AUGCAUGUAUUAGAGGCUCAAUCUGCUCUACUAUCAAACUUUGAAGUUCUCGAAGUUCUCCGUGAAUUGGCGCAAAACAUGCUGACAGUUGGCGGCAGAACCUGGAGUAUUAUAAUGCAAUACCUUGCUUCUGAUCAAUCGCUAGUCGAGAGUCAAACAGCCGAACAGAUUAAAAAUUUGUUGGAAGCAUUAAAGCCAUAUCUAUUGACUAAGAAUGAGAAAUUACGAACUCUAUGUG
Molecule: messenger RNA, 238 nt
Organism: Paraglomus occultum
Lineage: Eukaryota; Fungi; Glomeromycota; Glomeromycetes; Paraglomerales; Paraglomeraceae
Source: the annotation of a GenBank genome assembly